CGCGUACACAGACACAGGCGGACGGACAGUGCUGCACUUGCGAUGCAUUUGCGAGCGUAUGUGUGAGUUGCUGUUAGUGUGUGUCUGUGUGCGAGGCAGUGCAGUGCGCGCAUCGCGGAAACGAACAGCAGCCCCCCGCGUACACUCACACAGUCAGCAGUUCGCGGUUCGUCCUCGUGGCGAGAGUGCGAGCGAGUGAGAGAGUAAACGAGAGAGAGCGCGCGCGCUAAUCGAGAACCUCUCCUCUCUUUCUCUCUACCUCCGAUCCACUGUAGUCCGCGCUGCGCGGCUUACGUCAGCCGUGCUUCUCUCUCGUCGCAGUCUGAGGAGAGUUACUCGGGGUACAACGUCGGACUCUCGAAUAGUCGAAGGAGUCUAUCGCUCCGACGUAGUUGCAUAUUUCGGUUGGUGCGUAUUCCCGCGUGCGCGCCCGCUCGCCCGCUCGUCCGCUCGCUCGCUCGGUCGUCGUAACGCCAGCCAGCCAGCCCAGCAGCAGCAACAACAGUCGGACGUCGCGCUGACCGUCUCUGUCUGUCUGUCUCUCUCUUUCUCUCUCUCUCUCUCUCUCUCUCUCGCUCUCUCCACGCUCACGCGCGGUGCGAGACAUGAGCAGAAACGGAAACGGGCACGUGCUAGUGUGGGAGCAGUCUGGUCUGGAUGAAGCAGACCGGGCUCGCUCCAUGCCCAACAUCACCACUGUCGCCAGCACAAACAACGUUAGCACGCAACCACAGAGGCCAACGCCACUUUCGCCCGAAUGUCCCAAAGGGCUGAUCGGCACGCGCCACGUGGUGACGUUCAUGCUGUUCCUGGGCAUGGCCAACGCCUACGUGAUGCGCACCAACAUGUCGGUGGCGAUCGUUGCGAUGGUCAAUCACACGGCCAUCAUCAAGGCGGAGGACGGCCACAACGAGACGCAGGUGAGCGAGUGCGGCGAGGCAUUCGACAGCCUCAACGGCACGGCGGAGGACGGCGACGGCGGCAGGAGCAGCGACGGCCAGUUCGCUUGGGACGCCCGGCUGCAGGGCUACCUGCUGAGCUCGUUCUUCUACGGCUACGUGAUUACGCAGAUUCCGUUUGGAAUCCUUGCCAAGAGGUACGGCUCCAAGUACUUCCUGGGCGUCGGCAUGCUCAUCAAUUCCGUGUUUGGCCUGCUGGUGCCCCUGUCCGCCGAGUGGGGCUACUACUGGCUGAUGGCCGUGCGCUUCAUCCAGGGCCUCGGCGAGGGUCCCAUUGUGCCUUGUACUCACGCCAUGCUGGCCAAGUGGAUACCGCCCAAUGAGCGCAGUCGCAUGGGAGCCUUCGUCUACGCCGGCGCCCAGUUCGGCACGGUCAUCUCGAUGCCGCUCAGCGGUCUGCUCUCGGAACACGGGUUCGCCGAUGGCUGGCCCUCCAUCUUCUACGUGUUCGGCACGGUCGGCACCAUCUGGUGCAUCGCCUUUUUGAUGAUGGUUCACGAAGAUCCCGAGUCCCAUCCACGCAUCAACGAAGACGAGAAGAAGUACAUACUCAGUGCUCUGUGGAGUGGCACCGGCACGAAGUCGCCCACGGUACCCUGGAAGGCUAUCUCUACGUCGCUGCCGUUCUGGGCUAUUCUCAUCGCCCACAUGGGUCAGAACUACGGCUACGAGACUCUUAUGACGGAGUUGCCCACCUUUAUGAAGCAAAUUCUACACUUCCAUAUCAAAUCGAACGGUUUGGUGUCGGCAUUACCCUACUUGGCGAUGUGGUUGUUCUCAAUGGUGAUAUCACACGUAGCCGACUGGAUCAUCUCGUCCGGACGCCUCAACCACACACAUACUCGCAAGCUCAUCAACAGCAUUGGACAGUUUGGUCCAGCAUUGGCCCUCGUGGCCGCCUCCUAUACUGGCUGCAACCCUUGGCUGACCGUCUCCCUGCUGACCAUCGGAGUCGGUCUCAACGGUGGCAUUUACUCGGGUUUCAAAGUCAACCACCUUGACAUCUCGCCAAGGUUUGCCGGCGUUCUCAUGUCUUUCACCAACUGCCUGGCCAAUCUUGCCGGUUUGCUCGCUCCAAUCACCGCAGGAUAUGUCAUCGUCGGCACGCCCACACAUACUAAGUGGAGAAUAGUGUUCAUUCUGGCCGCGGCUGUCUACGUACUCUGUGCAAUGUUCUAUAUCAUAUUCGGCACGGGCGAACGGCAAUCCUGGGAUAACCCAGACAAUGACGAAGUGGAAGAAGAUGACAAGGACUCCGAGCUGCGUACUGUCAAAACGAUCAGCGAGACGCGGCACUGACCACAACCACUUCCUGUCCAAUCAUCCUUCAGCCCAGCUCUACCGAUCGCCAAUCUGUUCAUUCUUCUUGAUCUUGAGUCGUCAGCAUCGGAACUUAAAAAUCGGACAAAGACAGGCAUUCUAUCGUUGGUUGCCAGUGCUCGUGGCUGUUCUCAUCUGUCACAUCUCAGAAUAGUCGGACACUAUAGGCAUACUACGCUAGUUCUUCGCCUUGUAACUCUCAUUCGUUUAUAAUUGUUCUCGCGCAUCGUCGUCCAUCCCCUUCAACUUUACCAGUUGCCAAAAUCCGACAGUUUGCGCGAGCGCGCGCGCCUUUAUACUUUUGACGCAGCCGCGAUAUAUGCAGAUCUUACGUAAUUUUUCAAAUGAUAUUUUGAAAUAGUAGCUUACAGCAUCCUUUUUCCUCUUUCUGCAACACUAAUUACAUUUUCUACAACUCUUUUUUUUUCUUUUUUUUUUACGUUGAAAUGUGUACUCUCAAAAUUUUUACGUGCUUACACGUGCGUACGCAGGCCAGAACGUAUCGACGUACUGUAGAGAUUUGGCUAAAACAAAAACAAGAUUAUCUGCCAGGAAAUGAAAGAAAAAUUUAUACAAAGAUGAAUCGGUCGCUGCUAUGGCUGAUUUCUGUACGUUGUGCUUAGGGUACGUAUUUAUAUUAUAGUAAUAGUAAUUGUUGGUAGCAAAAAAAAUUUUUUCUGCUAAAGUUCCUAGAAUUUUACUUUAAGCGAAAUUCAAUUCAACCCGUGUAUAUAUGAAUACAUAUGUACAUACUUUCAAGGAAGUCUGUUUAGAGAGCACAGAGAUCGAGGUGUUUAUUGCUCAUUACUAGCCAACAGAUCUCAACGAAAAAUACCUGUAAAAGAAAUCAUAGAUCAAAUUUCUUAUUAUAUAAAAUUUCAUUUUUUCUGUUUGCUGAUUUCACUUAGUCAUGCAAUGAUGUACGAUACGCAUCAUGUAUGCUUAAGUUAGAUUGUGCAGUUGUAGCCAAUCAUUAACAAAUCUUCUCUCAAAUAUGUACAGUUGUAAAUAUAAUUUAUUAAUACUUCGAGGAAAUUUAUAAAUGAAUAUAUAUAUAUAUAUAUAUAUAUAUAUAUAUUGCAGUUAGCUAAACUCCACUAAAAAAUUAUUCGCGUGCUUCAUUCGAUACGACCAAAAAGGAUAAAUGAAAAACCUAACAUCUUCCGUGUACCUAUUAUGACCUAAUUCUUAUGAAUAACGACUAGGCAACAGUAUUAUGUGGAACGAAUAAUACGUUCACCAAUGGUUGAUUAAUUAAAUUGAAAAAAAUAUAUUAUUUUUUUCUGCCACUUUCGCACAAAAUAAACCAGCAAGAUAGGCAUCGUGCUCUUGCUCGACAACGGUGCGCAGAUAGUUUUGUACAUCAAUUUUGUAGAUAUUUUAUCUUUAAGAUUCUUUUAAGUUAUAGGUUGUAGAUUAUAAUUAUCUUUUAUCUAUUUAUAUACAUACAUUAUUUUAUUUGCAAAUACAAAAACGAAAAAAUUAGUUGUAAUUAUUUUGUUCUCGUUGUUUUUUUCUUUUUUUUUACAUUUUUGUGACAGUAACUUUCUCGGUAGCUUAUUAAGUUCAUUGUGUAUAUCAAAAUUUUGAUAAUUCCUUAAAAUAGUUUACGUACAAACUGAUGCAUUUUUUUCAUUAACAGCUCUGGUAUUAUAGUGCAAUGUUUUGAGGAAUUGAUCAGCUUAUAUUUUUUAUCUUGUUUCUACCAAAGUUUAACUAAAAACUUGAUGAAAUUUUUGAUAGAAUAGUUGUAUUUGGAGAUGUAAAAAAUAAUUCAAUGAGGUGCUCCGAAGAGCUAUAUUUUUCAAAUUACUCAAAUCAUAUACUGUCGUAUUACGCUUGAAAAUGAUCGAUGAUGUAAUGUAACAUUUUUCAGACCCGCUUUUGUUUUCUAACUUGUUAUCUCAAGUUUGCUACAUAUUUUCCUGCUUGUUUGUAUUUUAACUGAAUUUAGCAUUUUUUUCAUGGUCCAUACGCAAACUUUGUAAUUUACUUCAGAGUCGUAAACAAUCGCGGUUCGGAUUGGUAAGUCUCGGAAAAAAUUCGCUCGAAAUAUUUUAAGAAAUACAAACGCACGUGAAAGCGUUCAAUGCAACAUUACUUCUUUUAUUGUACAUUUUAUAAAUUGCAUUGCUUUUUUCAGAAUUCAAUGUUUUUAUAAUGAAAGAAAUAGAUUGUUUUUAGAUACCUUUCCGGUCAAAUUGCAAUAUUUUUGUACUCAACGUAAUCACAAACAGCCAAAUAUUUGAUCAAACUGAUAUAAGUUGACAAAAUGUAAAAGGUUCUGCUUAUUCGAGACUGUUUUAUCAUUUAUUUAAAUACACAACAGCUUCAAGUAAAUCAUCAUGGUAAAGCAUUUUUACUUUAAAUUAUGAUGCAAAGACUUUAUGACGUUUAGGUGAAACAUAUAAUAAGAGCAUUCGAACAACAUAUCUUAAAUCUUGCGCACCAAAAAGAUUACAUUGAUUACAAAAAUUUCAAAUUUCGACCAGAAAACAUCUCAACUAAAUAAGAUUUGUUCCUAUUCUUGUUUUUGUUUUUUUUCAAACAAAAAGGCUUAUAUAUGUGUAUACGUAUAUAUAGUCAUUUAACCAUUUAGUGGUUUUGUCGAAGUCUGUGAUUACUGAACUACUCAUCAUGUGUACGUUCAUAUAAAGUUUAUAAGCGUUAAAACAGAUUAGACAGUCUAUUGUUCAUAUUAGCAUUAUACUUGAGUCAGUUUGCGUCAACUGUUAUAAAUGUAUACAUUUGAAUAAAAAGAUAGUGAGUGUUAUAACAAACAUGUAAACAUUAUUUUCUUCUGUGUUUGUAAAUGAAUGUUUCAUUUAGAGAAAAGAGAGAGAGAGAGAGAGACAUGUAUACGAGAAUGGCGAGCGAUAUUUUUAUGCGAAUUAUGCGAUGUAUGAAACAAUUUUUACAAAAGUUUGAGGGUCAUGUAUGUAAACUAAAGCGUGCAAAGUAAAAAUCUUAUGCAUUGUAUUUGAGCGCAUAAGUUUUACACACUUCUAUCUUGUCAUGUGAAAUAGUUCAUCACCAUUGCUACUAACUUGUAAAAUUUUUUUAAAAUUUAUUUUUACUUAUUGUUGAAUCAUAAAAUUGUCUACCACUAUUUAAUAACUGCCUUUCAGUAUUUGAAAACUCAUGCCUUUCAAUAUUUAAAAAUUACUUUACAGAAAUGAAUAAUGAUUUUGAGCCGACUAUGUUUCAACACGUUUUUUCUCAAACUUAGAUAGAUAUUGUCGCCAUCUUUGCAUCGUUCAGUUACAAUUUUCUUUUGUAUUUUGUUCCUGCUAUAGAAUCUUUUGCACGUUGCCAUGCAAUAUACUUCGCUAAUUUAUUUCCUUUAUAUGUAUAUUAUGUUAUUAGGUUGAAUAUAGAAACACAUAGUGGCUAAUCUGUUGAGAAACAAAUUGCAAUAAGUACAUGAGGGAAAUCGCUUAAAUUAUUUGCUAUUAAUUUAACUAGUUGAUAUUAAGAAAUUCUAAUAGUGUUACAAUUGGUAGAUCAAUUGAAAAUUUUAGUUCAAAAUUUUACUAUUCACAUAUACUACUCACAUCGAACGUUCUGUAGAAAAAAUAAAUAAGGGCGUAAGCAAAAUAAUUUUUGUGACUGCAUAAUUUUCAGCGCUUUACAUGAAUAAGUAAAGCAUGAAACUUGUAAAUGAUUAUAAUUCAAUGAGAUGUGAUAUAAAUAUACAACUAAUAAAAUUUACAUUCUUUACAACAAUAGAGAAUAUCUUGUUCAGAUAACUUUCAAAAAUUACCGAUUAACAAUAUUGUAACAAGUAUGCGGUGACCUGAAUGUACUAGAUGUGGUACAGGCAGCAAUAUAAUUUUAAUAUAAAAAAAGGGAAGAGAGAGCCCAUAUAAAUGCAUUAUGAAGAAAAGAGUGAACUUCAACAUCUAACUACUUUUAUUAAUUUUUCAAUGUAAUAUACAGAUACCCAAGCAAAUUUGUUCAGAAUAUUAGUUUUUAAGUUAUAAUUGCAUAACUUUUGUUAUAAAUUUUACAACCUUAUUUCAUACAACAGUUUUUUUUUCAUAUUCGUCAUAAUCGUUGAUAUUAGAAUACAAAAUUAAUUUGUAUUGCGCGCAAACAAACACCUAAUAGUAUGACUAGAGAUUAUUAAUAAUUAAAAAACUUUUAUGUAUGAAAUUAAUUGUGUUUGGUCGUUUAUGAAGUGUAGUAAUUAUAAAAAUCGGUUU
Phymastichus coffea is the source of this 6484-nucleotide messenger RNA. RefSeq names its product putative inorganic phosphate cotransporter (gene Picot). The record is from RefSeq and is a predicted model, not a curated record. The transcript has 7 exons. Gene Ontology annotation, biological process: monoatomic anion transport; transmembrane transport. The coding region runs from base 606 to 2258 and encodes 550 amino acids. Gene Ontology annotation, molecular function: transmembrane transporter activity. Lineage: Eukaryota; Metazoa; Arthropoda; Insecta; Hymenoptera; Eulophidae.